This is a messenger RNA of Prunus persica (peach), 1410 nucleotides long. RefSeq names its product disease resistance-like protein CSA1. The transcript has 7 exons. Lineage: Eukaryota; Viridiplantae; Streptophyta; Magnoliopsida; Rosales; Rosaceae. The record is from RefSeq and is a predicted model, not a curated record. The coding region runs from base 1 to 1410 and encodes 469 amino acids.
AUGGGUAGAGCAAUUGCUCGAAAACAAGGCAGUAGGUUGUUCAAUGCAAAUGACGUCUAUCAAGCGUUGACAAAUAACCAGAAAGAGGGAGAUGUUCAAGCCAUAUACCUCGACUUGUUUGAGAUUGAAAAGCUACACUUGGAGCAUGUAAACUUCAAAAAGAUCUGGAAAGCAUAUCAUUUGAAAUAUUUACCAUCAAAAUUUUCUGCUCAAAAUCUUGUUGGCCUUGAUUUGUCGUACAGCCAAGUUGUGGGGCAAUUUUGGAAUGAAGACCAGAGUCCUUGGAACUUAAAAUGGAUCAAUCUUAGUGGAUGCAAACAUAUAACUGAAGUCCCAAAUCUCUCUCGGAGUCUAAAAAUUGAGUGUAUAAUUCUGCAUAACUGUGCAAAAAUCUCAGAGGCUAUGGAACAUCUGGAGUUUCUAAAUUUAUCAGGUACAAUGGUUAAAGAGGUACCCAAAUCAAUUGGAAAUCUAGUUGCGCUUCGAAAAUUACACAUGGUUGAGUGCAGUAUACAAGAAAUCCCUGAUGACCUUUUUUGCUUAACCUCAUUACAAGAGUUAAAUCUAAGUUUGACCGAAAUUAAGAGCAUACGUGCAAGCGUCAAACAAGCUGCUCAACUAUCUCGCUUGUGCCUCAACGGUUGUGAGAGCCUUGAAUCUUUACCAGAGCUCCCCCCAUUAUUGCAAUGUCUUGAAGCAAAAGAUUGCGUGUCACUGAAGACAGUGUCAAGUUCAAGCACUGCACUCGCACAAGGUUGGGAAAAAUAUAUAUUUUCUCGAGGGCUUCAUGAGAAACAUAUAUUUUCUGAUUGCAGAAAGUUGGAUGAGAAUGCACGGAGCAACAUAUUCGGUGAUGCACAACUCAGAAUUAUGCGAAUGGCAACUGCAUCGUCAGAGUUUAAAGAAGGCAAAAUUGAACAACCAUCAUAUGAUUCAGAUUCAUAUGGAAGCUAUGAUGAUUUUGUUGAGGAACUUUUACGCCAAAGAUCUUUCGUUGAUUUCUUGGGUUUCGCUGUAUCUCUGGUUGUUGCAUACAAGAGAGGCUAUGCUCUAUCUUUUGUUAGGUGGUUCAGGGUUGGAUGCAAGUACAACUUCAAAACAAGUAAUGGUAAAAGCCGUGAAGUAAACCAUCCUUGGUGUAAUCUACUCACGAAUACUGGAUACAGAGAUUCACCUGAGGUCUUUCUGUGGUGUUAUAAUAAUGUCUUUGAAGAAGUUGUAGAGGGAGCUCAUAGCCCCACUGCAUUUUACAAAUUUGUUACUGAGGUCAAUGUUGACUUCACCGUACAGAGUUAUGAUGGCUAUGAGGAGGAGGAGGAGUUGGAGGUGAAAAAGUGUGGGAUAUGUUUGUUGUAUGGCAAAGGUGCCGAGAUGAUAAAGCAGCGGGCUUUGUAUGCCCAAGAUUUCUAA